AUGUCUUUCGGCUUUGGAGGAGGAGGAACCGGCUUUGGGCAGCAGAACAACCAGAGCUCCGGCUUCGGUACCGGCUCUGGAUUCGGAGCCAACACACAAAAUCAGAGCGGCUCUCUCUUCGGCGGAACUCAAAAUCGCGCUGCGGGAUUCGGAACCAGCAAUACCCCUGGCGGAAGUCUCUUCGGAAGCACUACCCCAAACACUGCUGGACCCUCUGCGUUCGGUAGUGGUGGUGGAUUUGGAUCUUCAGCUGGCGCCACCGCUGGUGGCUUUGGCAGCAGUGCCAACACUGGUGGUGGCCUGUUCGGCAGCAAACCUGGCGGCGGUUUUGGCACCUCUAACACAGGUACUGGCGGCUUUGGCUCGACUGGUAGCGGCUUUGGAACUGGAGCAAGCGCUACCAACACUGCUUUCGGUGGCUCAGGCACUGCUUUCCAAGGCGCACCUCCUGCCUGCGAAGGCACCGGUGGCACUCCCUUCAACCCGUUCACUGAAAAGGAUGCCAACUCGACCGCGACCAACCACUACCAGAGCAUCAGUUUUAUGCAACCUUACAGCAAGUUUUCUUUUGAGGAACUAAGACUUGCCGAUUACCAGCAAGGACGUCGGUUCGGCAACGCAAGUGGUCAGGCUGGUGGCUUCGGUGCUCCUGCCUUCGGUUCAUCUACUGGUGGAUUCGGUGCUCAACAGGGCACUUCGGGCUUUGGCACGAGCUCCACUCCAUUCGGCGGCGGUGCUGCUGCUACGUCUGCUCCAACCGGCUUUGGCACUACUCCGACUGCUGGUGCCUUUGGGGGCAAUAAUGCCGCAACAAAUCCUCUGUUUGGUGGGAACAAGCCAGCGACGUCAAUGUUCGGAGGCGGAACCCAGAAUACCGGACAGACCUCCCUUUUCGGUGGCGGCAAUACAACCAACGCCGCUGGUGGAUUUGGUACCACCCCCAAUGCAACCGGCGGUGCGUUCGGCGCCAACACUGGUGGCUCGCUCUUCGGCAGCAAUCAGCAGCAGAACAAGCCGGGUUUCGGUACUGGAACUACCAAUACUGGUUUUGGUGGUGGAUUCGGUAACACUCAAACUACCACCGCUGCCAACCCCUUCGGCGGCACCCCUGCCACCGCUUCGCCUUUUGGUACUGGUCAGCAGCAACAGACCGGUGCAUCCGCUUUCGGCGGCGGCUUUGGGAACACCCAGAACCAGGCUCAAAACAAGCCCGCCGGUGGUUUGUUUGGUGGUAGCGGCACGAGUGCCUUCGGUACGAACAACCCACAGCAACAGACCGGCGGAGGCUUGUUUGGCAGCAACCCUCCUGCUGGUCAGGCGACCACUGGGUCUUCGCUCUUUGGUGGUCAACCCCAACAGCAACAGCAAGGCACGUCUUCAUUAUUUGGAGGCAACCAGGCCCAACAACCAGCAGCUGGCGGCGGCCUCUUUGGUAGCACACAGAACCAACAGCCAAAGCCCGCCGGUAGCUCGCUUUUCGGCGCUGGCAACACCGCCAACACCGGAAGCGCCUUUGGUAGCGGCUUUGGUAAUACCCAGACUCAGCAGACUGGAGGUGGCUUGUUCGCCGGCGCGCAGAAUCAACAGCAAAAGCCUGGUCUUUUCGGAGGAUCCGCUGGUGCCGUUGGCGGCGGUCUGUUUGGUGGUCAGAACACUGCUAACCAGACUGGGGGCUCCUCACUCUUCGGUGGCAAUCAGAGCCAGCAGCAACAGCCUGCCGGAAACAGCCUCUUCGGUGGCUCGCAGGGUACGCAACAGCAACAGCAGCAGCCCGUCCCCGGCAGCUUCCAGGCCUCGCUGCUUGAGGGAAACCCCUAUGGUAGCCAGUCAAUCUUCUCGGGCCUUCCGACCCCAAAUGUGUCUUCUCCCGGCCCCCUGGCUACGCCGCUGUCCUCCAGCAUGAAGCAAAAGCAGCGGACUCCCCUGCCUGUCUACAAGAUCACCCCCAAUGCCGCCAAUCGUCUCAUUACCCCACCCAAGCGCCAGGGCUACGGGUUCUCAUACUCAACCUACGGCUCGCCAUCCAGCACUACCAGCACCCCUGGUUCUGGCCUGAGUAACAGCCUUUUGGGUGCCGGCGCCGGCCCUGGCAGCCUCCGUGGCAGUGUCAGUGGCAGUCUGGGCCGCAGCUUCAGCAAGAGCUACUCCACCAGCAACUUGCGCAAGUCUUUCGUUCCUGAUGAGGAUAGUGUCUUGUCCCCUGGUGCUCUACAGCCUAGCAGUGCUCGCAGCAAUGGCGGUAGUCUCAAGCGCCUCACCAUUGACCGCAGCUUGCGGAAUGAUCUCUUUUCCCGCCCGGCUAGCACCUCGCCUGCUCCCAUCUCCAAUGGGGAUGAGUAUCAGUCAGUUGACAAGCUUAAGAAGAAGGUUAGCUUUGAUUCCACUCCCUCUGGUCCCGGUAGUGCCAUCGUCCGUGUUGAAGAGAAGAGCCCCGAGCCUACGCCUGAGGAGCUCGGCUUCCUUCGUUCAACCCGCAAGAGUGGCAGCCUCAAUGGCAUCGAUGGACCUGAGCGUCCUGAAACGGAAUCUGUCCGUCGCGAUCUGGCCGUUGUCCCCGAGAAUGACGAGGCCCCUAAUGGCUCUUCCAUCAAGCGCCUUACUUUUGUUCCCGGCACCGACCCCAAACCCGGCGACUACUGGAUGUCGCCCUCGCAUGCCGAACUUGCCAAGCUCAGUCGCGACCAGCUGAAACACGUCGUGGACUUCACUGUUGGCCGGCAGAACUGUGGAGAGGUCACUUUUAAUGGUCCCGUUGACCUUACUACCGUUGAUCUUGACAACAUCUUCGGUGGAAUUGUUGACAUUGGUGUUCGCAAGAUCACCGUCUACCCCGAGGAGAGCCUGAAGCCUCCUAUGGGCAAGGGCCUGAACGUGCCCUCUACCCUGCGCAUCCAGAACUCCUGGCCCCGCGGCCGCGACCGCAAGAACCCGUUGCCCAUUACCAGCGGUCCCCUGUUCGACAAGCACAUCGACCGUCUGCGCAAGGUGACCGACACCGAGUUCGUCACCUACGAAACCGAGACUGGCACUUGGGUCUUCAAGGUCCCUCACUUCACCACUUAUGGACUUGACUAUGAUGAGGAUGAAGGUGAGAGCGUUGAACAAAGCACCCUUGGUGCAGGCCCUGAUGACAACCGCACUCCUAAGGCUCAUCACGAACACCCCGCGAGCUUUGAGCAAUCUGCUGCCUUUUCCAUUGACGAAUCCUUCGUUGGCUCCAUGGCCGGUGUCGACGAUGAUACCUUCGACUUUAAGAAGCGCAAAAUCGUACCCGGCUCCUUCGGCAGCCGGGCUAUGGAAGCGGAAGAUGAGGAAAUGGGGUCUGAAGGCGAGGCUGAGUCUUUUUUAGAGGAAGGCUCCGCGGGUUCAACUAUUGAGCAUGACGAUGACGUCACUGAGAGCCAGCGAUCUGGCGACUCGAUAGUUGGAUCUGAUGAGGAUCAGGCAAUGGACAUGGCGGGUUCCUUUCCCAAUCUUCAUCACACCGUGGAGCAGGAUGACACCGACAGUGAUCUGGAUACCACCCACCCCAUCUCGAAGCCCUUAGGCACCCCUGGCAAGCCCCGUCUCGACCUAAGCGGCGACUGGGCUGAGCAGCUCCAGCGAACUAUCAGCCCCCGGAAGCAGAACCGGGAUGCACUUCGUGAGAUCCAGGCCAAUGCUUUCACCGACCGAUCUCUCCUACAUGACGUAUCCCCGAACGAGAAACCCACGACGUCUCCCCAGAAAGGUUUCUCGAACAGCAUCGACCUGAUGAAUUCUCUCUUCCAGCAGCAUCCGCGGAAGCAGAAUGCACCUUCACCGCUAAAGGCGCCCAAGUCGCAGCCCAAGGGCUUUGAGUGGCCCUACAACAAACAACCGAAGACGUUCGCCGGUGAUUCUGCGCAAAUGGACAAGACCGAUGCUGCCUUCCACGAUUCCUUCAAGCCUCGCUGGGGUCCUAUGGACUCUAUCGUUUGCGCCAAGAACAACAUGACCGAGCCUUUGUCUGAGAGCAGCCAGCGCUGGAAGGAGCGCUUCUCUGUUUUCAGCGAAGGGAGAGAUGUUGCCGUGUUGCGGUACAGCCAAACUAGUAUCUCCACAGAUAUGCUCGAUGUGCAAAAGCAUCAGUCCACCGUCCAGCGUGUUGACGGAACUCCUCUGGUCCGUUUGGCCAAGACUGACCUCCGUCAGUUUGCCCUUUCUCCCGCCAAGGAUGAAGAGCGAUUGGUGUGGCAGCUGGCCAACAUUCUGUUCAAUGAUGAUAUCGAGGACGACAUCUCUGCUGGAGUACCACCACAGCUGCGGCCAAAGUUUUCCCACCGAAUCAAGAAGGACCGGUUGACUCGCCUCUGGGAGUCUAUCAUCCGCGAACGACACGCCCACACCCUCGAUUCUAUUCGCUCUCCCGAAGAGCGUGCCAUCCACCUCCUCUGUUCUCACCGCGUCGAGGAAGCGUGCAAGACAUUGGUCGACAGCCAGAACUUGCACUUGGCCACUGUAGUCGCACAGAUUGGCCGCGAUGCUACCUCGCGGGCUGACAUUGCGAGUCAGAUCGACGUCUGGCGCCAGAACAAUGUUCUGUCCGAAAUGACCGAGUCUGUUCGGGCUCUCUAUGAGUUGGUCGCUGGCAAUGCUCUUCGCAGCGAGGGAAGGUCUGGCGGUGCGCUUGAGGACCGGGCCUCUAGCUUCGUUUUCACUGAGCGCUUCGAGCUUGAUUGGUUCCAGGCGUUCGGCCUUCGCCUCUGGUAUGGCAUUACUGAGGAUGCUCCGAUUGAGGAUGCUGUUUCCAAGUUCCUAGAUGACCUCGCUACCGGUUUUGAACCUGCUUUCCCUGCUCCUUCGCACAGCGCUAGUACUCGUGCAACCCUGCAACCUGGCUCCGAUACCCUGGGCCGCGAGUCUCCCCUAUGGGUACUUCUGAAGGCCUACUCGGCGGCCAGCGGUCACGACAAUGUUCCGCCCGUCCAGCUCCCUGCUGCGCUACUGCCAGAAUCGGUCUCUGGCGACCGCCUGACAAACCGCCUUUCCUUCCAGCUUCACCAUGUCCUUGCCGCUGUCAUCGGUCAGACCGAGGCUAUCAAGAUCGACCAGACUCAGACCGAUCACCUGGUUUGGGACUAUGCUUCUGAGUUGCUCGCCAGCGGAGAGCUUGCUCCGGCACUCUUCGUCCUCCUCCACCUCUCGCCGACCGAAAGCCGUAAGCGCGCCGUCCAAGAUGCCCUCGGCCGCUUCGGCGCCGUCCUCCCCAACCCUACUACCGAUGAUGGAUCGACUGCCGACCCCGCCUGGCUGGACCUGACCACCGAACUCCAGCUCCCCGAGGCCUGGAUCUGGGUGGCCAAGGCUCUGCACGCUCGCGACAACGGCGACCCCACUCGCGAAGUCGACUGUCUCAUCCGCGGCAAGCACUGGAAUGACGCCCAUUCUACAUUCUGUAGCGUCGUCGGCCCUACUGCCGUUAUUUCCCGCGACUACCAAACCCUCGAGCGGCUGGUGUCCGGCUUCGGUGACGGUCCCGAGCGCAAGAUGCGCGGCUGGGCUGCUGGCGGUGGUAUCUACGAAGACUUUCUGCGCCUGGCUACCGCGCCCCGAGGCCGGCGCGACCCAACUCGUUUGAGCCGCCUGGUCAAUGCCCUCGUAGACAUGGGCGAGCGUACUCGCAAUGUAAAGAGCAUGAGUGGACUGGAGGAGAGCGUGGCAUUCAAGGAGAUGAGCCGCGCUGUGGCUGGAUGGAUUACCCACGAGGACGUUCAGUCCGUCGAAUCCUCUGCUGUUCUCGGUCUCCCCCUGAACGGCGAUGCGCGCGUCCUACAGACGGUGGAGAUGAGCCGCCGCUACUACGGCAUUAUCAUGGCGGGCGGCUACUAG
Messenger RNA from Penicillium canariense, 5850 nucleotides. RefSeq lists its product as uncharacterized. Lineage: Eukaryota; Fungi; Ascomycota; Eurotiomycetes; Eurotiales; Aspergillaceae. The record is from RefSeq and is a predicted model, not a curated record. Gene Ontology annotation, molecular function: structural constituent of nuclear pore. Gene Ontology annotation, biological process: protein import into nucleus; post-transcriptional tethering of RNA polymerase II gene DNA at nuclear periphery; RNA export from nucleus. The transcript is spliced from 5 exons. Gene Ontology annotation, cellular component: nuclear pore cytoplasmic filaments; nuclear pore. The coding region runs from base 1 to 5850 and encodes 1949 amino acids.